This is a messenger RNA of Branchiostoma floridae (Florida lancelet), 847 nucleotides long. RefSeq names its product peptidoglycan-recognition protein SC2-like. Gene Ontology annotation, molecular function: N-acetylmuramoyl-L-alanine amidase activity; zinc ion binding. The transcript is spliced from 2 exons. Gene Ontology annotation, biological process: peptidoglycan catabolic process. Lineage: Eukaryota; Metazoa; Chordata; Leptocardii; Amphioxiformes; Branchiostomatidae. The coding region runs from base 327 to 764 and encodes 145 amino acids. The record is from RefSeq and is a predicted model, not a curated record.
UUUCAUUCAGACAGAAGGGACUCACAUCUAAGCUUGUCUCUCCAUUUUUCUACCCAAGUGGGACCAGACUUGUCUAGUAUUUCCUUCGUAACGCCAGGCGCUUUCCACACCACCUGACCCUGAUUCUCGUUGUUGUCCCGGCUUGUGUCCUGGGUCAGUCCGCCUGUGACCGGCUGACUAUCUUCAGCAGGGCGGGCUGGGGUGCAGUCCCGGCAAAGUCCACCACCCCGCUCAGCCACCCGACCCGAAAGGCUGUGAUUCACCACAGUGACAGCUACUGGACGCACCUGUUCAACUGGGGAGGGUAGAGGGACAAGGAAGAGUACAUGGACAGAGUGAUGGAAAUCCAAAAGGACCAUAUGGACGACGGCUGGGACGACAUUGGUUACAACUUUCUCAUCGACGGAUACGGAAACGUGUACGUGGGCCGUGGAUGGGACAAUGAGGGCGCUCACACUUCCGGCUAUAACGACGUCGCCAUCGGCAUCAACUUCCUCGGGUACUUCGAAGACGACCUCCCGACUAGUGCAGCACUGGAGACCGGGAAAAACCUGAUAGCCUGCGGGGUGACGAUGGGGAAGAUCAAGAGCGGAUACGACCUGAAUUGUCACUCCGAUCUCGGGGCCAGCAGUGGGGGUACAGACUGUCCCAGGGCAGCUCUGUGCCUCUACGCUACCGAACGGCUUCGACCGUCUGUAAAGUUGAUAAACAGUUCGUGGCCACACGUGCAACUACUACAUGUAAAACGUAUCUUACGAUUUUGACUUCCAUGUAGUUCCCUAAAAUUGCAAGAUAAAGUUUUCUUUUGUGGUCAACAUACUUUUUACAUCAGCUUGGUGAUUAAACA